Messenger RNA from Hydractinia symbiolongicarpus, 2092 nucleotides. RefSeq names its product nuclear receptor subfamily 2 group E member 1-like. Gene Ontology annotation, biological process: anatomical structure development; cell differentiation; regulation of transcription by RNA polymerase II. Lineage: Eukaryota; Metazoa; Cnidaria; Hydrozoa; Anthoathecata; Hydractiniidae. Gene Ontology annotation, molecular function: nuclear receptor activity; RNA polymerase II cis-regulatory region sequence-specific DNA binding; zinc ion binding. The coding region runs from base 297 to 1463 and encodes 388 amino acids. The record is from RefSeq and is a predicted model, not a curated record. The transcript has 4 exons.
UCUUAUACUGUUUAAGCCGCUGCGAUGGAGAGUUUAUUGUAGCGUCUUUUUACUUCAACGGAGGGCACGAUUCAAAUGCAGUGAUGAAUGCUAUAACCUGAUGUAUAUUGAGAAUUUCUCAAUGAAGAUCAAUUGAUCUCAUUUGAUCGUGUGAGAAUACAUAUACAGUCUUGUGUUGGCGACAGUUGAAGAACGCCAAAGAGAUCGAAGGUUAACAGAAAAAUCGCUAAAAAAGACAAAACCAUACGGAAAUUAAAGUUCCAUUUUGUUUUUAUACUUCAAAUGAUUGUGCUGAUAUGAGUGAUUCUUCUGAGAAACCGACAUUAUGUCUUGUAUGUAAUGAUAAAUCAUCAGGCCGACAUUACGGCGUAUUAACCUGUGACGGAUGUAGAGGAUUCUUUAAGAGAAGCGUAAGAAGAGGUGUUGGUUAUGUGUGCCGUGAAAAAAAUAAAUGUGUCGUUGAUUUAUCCCGACGAAAUCAAUGUCAAGCGUGUCGGAUGAAGAAGUGUUUAGCCGUGGGAAUGAAAAAAGAUGCGGUUCAACAUGAACGUGCACCGAGAAUGCCUAAACAAAAAAUGAAUCAAUUCUCACCAUUUCCACGUGUGGUUGAUUACUCAAAAUUAGCACCAACAAUAUCGCAUCACCUCCCUUCGCGUCAGGUGGCAUCGGAUUCAACUGUUGCAAUGUCACCCCCACAUACGCCGAAAGAACAAAUCUUAAUCUCCACCGCAGAGGAGUUAUACGAAACUGUCAGUAAGUUACUUGUUGAAGCGAUUACUUGGGUGCGAAAUAUACCGACCUUUACCGAGCUUCCUUUCUAUGACCAGACGAUUCUACUUGAACACAGCUGGUGUGAAUUGUUUAUACUUAGUCUGUCAUAUUGGAACAUCCCACUUGAUAUAGAUUUCUUGCUGCAACUUGGAAAUUAUGACGAAAGCAAAAACGACAAGUGCAAUGCUGGUAAAAAGGACACUAUAUCCGAAUUGGUUCAUUUGAAAUCUAUUGUUCAAAAAUUUCGACUUUUAAAUCUUGAUUCAACAGAGUUCGCAUGUGUGAAGGCAGUCAUAUUGUUUGACACAGAACUUCGUGGAAUACGAGCAACCGAGCAUAUCGAAAAGUUUCGUGAUGAAGCACAAGCGAUGUUACAGGGUUACACAUCUUCUCGCGGCAGCACAAAACUGAGAUUCGGAAAAAUCUUAUUAAAACUUCCUUUAUUGUCAGCAAUCUCGACAAGUUUGAUAGAGGACUGCUUUUUUAAAGGUACCAUUGCUAAUAUAAACAUUGUCAGGCCUGAGGAAGGAACAACUAAACCACACUCUCCUUCGCCUUUGAAUUGUGAUGUAAAUAAUAAUGAUGUUACCAUUGACGACGAAGAGAUGGAAAUUGUUAUCGUGGAUGAUGACGAUGAAAAAAUUUUUAAUGAUAAAGCUGCUCGUAAAAAAUUUAAUAUACGUUUUGAUUGACUUGCUUAUAAGCAACACGAGGCUCUAGUCCUUCCAAAAACAGAAGUAACAUCGAGCAAAAUUUUGCGUCGCUUAACUUUGGAUUUUUUUAAAAGCAAUGAUCACAUAUUUUAUUGUGUUUCAGGCGGAUGUGUAAAUCUCUUUUCCAGAACACCUAAAGCCUAUUCAUGUUUAUGAAUAGAAACGUUUCAAUGUCCACACAUUCACACACUUUCGUCUUCAGAUCUUUUUGCAAUAACCCUUGCACCUAACAUUCGCCCGCAAUUGUUUUCCGAUUAUAACUUUUUGAUGGUUUUUUGUCGACCUCGUUUCCAAGUCCCUCUUUGUCAUUCCUGUCUGUCACAGAAAAUCUAAAAACUCUGAGAAUGAGGUUGAAAUAAAAGAUUAUAAACGAAAUGUUCUUGUGCUGAGGAUGUUCUAAUCUUGAUCCCAAUCCAUUUUGCACCCAUAUGAUAAACCUCUCUUACAAAAAAGACCCUGGGGACGAGAGUGGUAAUAUUGGAUUUUAAAAAACAAUAUAUUUAUAUAUUUUAGGCUCUCAGGUGGAGAGCGGCCGGAAAGUAGUUUCUAUGUAUUGCUUAUCACCAGUGUUUUUCGAAAAAAAAAGAUCACACGAACGGAAAACACAA